Cebus imitator (Panamanian white-faced capuchin) is the source of this 995-nucleotide messenger RNA. Its product is annotated as cystatin-13-like. Bases 1 to 423 code for a protein of 140 amino acids. Lineage: Eukaryota; Metazoa; Chordata; Mammalia; Primates; Cebidae. The transcript is spliced from 3 exons. Gene Ontology annotation, molecular function: cysteine-type endopeptidase inhibitor activity. The record is from RefSeq and is a predicted model, not a curated record.
AUGGUCAGGCUCUGCCAGGCCCUGCUGCUGCUGGUGGCCACUGUGGCCCUUGUGUCCAGAGGAGUCCAUGCCUGGGGCUCAGUGAAGAUGGUGAGGACAUUCCAAGAUAUCCCUGAAAACUACGUCUAUGUGCAGCAGGCACUCUGGUUCGCCAUGAAGGAGUACAACAAGGCCAGCAGGGACAAGUUCAGCUUUAGGGUGCUGAAGGUUCUAAAGAGCCAGGAGCAGGUGACAGAUAGUUUGGAGUACUAUAUUGAGGUCAAAAUUGCCCGAACAAUUUGCAAGAAAAUUUCAGGAGAUGAAAACUGUGCAUUUCAAAAGGAUCCCAAAAUGCAAAAGAUGGUUUUUUGUACCUUUAUUGUUGCAUCCAAACCAUGGAAAUUUGAACUCACCAUGCUGAAGAAACACUGCAAAGAUAUGUAGGGAUCUUCCAGAGUGUUCUGCCAUGCUCAUUUCCAUUUUAAAGAGGAAGAAAAGACACUUGUAAGAACUGGAACAACACAGUUAACCCAUUGAUCUCAUUUGUUUGGCCUUUUUGCUUUGUGUUCUUCGUGGGCUGAUGUUGAAAAUUUUGGUGUGUUUUGACAGCAUUGCACAGCCUAUUCUAGCUGGAUACUUCACCUACUAGCUGGGAUAAUCUGCUACCAAUAAAUGGAAGCUGUUUCUACACCUCACCCAACCCUGAGUACGAAUUACCUUUCACUGACAGCUCUUUCUAGAUAACCAGAGAACCCAGCCCUCAAUUGCUUCAAUCAUGCUGGGCACUUUCUGUAAGGCUCUGAGAGUCUGGCUGUCUUGGGAGUUUCCGUCCAUGGAUUUCUGUAGAAAUCUCCCUUCCCAGGACUUUUGGGAAGACACAUCCUGUUGGCUUAGAAACAUCUACUUUUAAACAGAUCCAACCAGAGAGACAGUAGGAUCAUUUGGAGAUUUUCAUUGGUUUUGAGUUGAGGCAGAAAAGUUAAUGGUGUAGGGAGAGAAGACUGCAUAUGUGUGUG